Messenger RNA from Quercus lobata, 6330 nucleotides. RefSeq lists its product as uncharacterized. The transcript has a single exon. The record is from RefSeq and is a predicted model, not a curated record. Lineage: Eukaryota; Viridiplantae; Streptophyta; Magnoliopsida; Fagales; Fagaceae. Bases 1026 to 1826 code for a protein of 266 amino acids.
UACCACACAGUCAGCACCAUUCUCUCCUCUGCUCUCCUUCCUACCAUUGCCAUUCAACCAGCCACCUCAAUUUCUUGGUUCUUUCCAACACAGUUUCCAUCACCUUUUGGAUUUUUUUCCAUAUCACCUUUUUUGCCCAUCUCAUACUUCUUCACCGACCACCCCACCCCCAUCUAACCUGCCUUUACAAUCAUUGUUAUUGCCUAGACCAACCACUACAAUAUCACCCACACCUCUUCCUAUCAAAUUGCCUCUCCCUAACACGACUUCUAAACCUUUUCUUGAGGGCAGAUGGGGCAAUAAAGGUUCUUUUCGCAUAGAUACUAAAUUUUUUUCUUUCUCUUUUGAUGGUGGAAGGGCUGAUUCUUAUGCUAUACACAAGAGUCGCUGGAAUAUUAAAAGUUCUGUUUGGGUGGGACAUAAAGGAUUGGAAUGGAUUCUCUCCUGUUUCGCUAAUAUUCGAGAUUGGGUUCUAGGAAAGGAUUAUCUAUGCAAACGCUAUAGAGAAAGCAAUAAGUUUUUUGAAUUCCAGGGAAGGUCGCAUAAGGCUGGUCUUUUUGUGGAUAUAGAUGUGUAUUAUGAUGGACCUCAUCAUGGUUGUGUUAUGAUACCUGCUAGCUCAAAUCGUUCUAGGUGGUGCUUGUUUACAAAAGAAUUAGACAGAUUCUUAUUAGGUGAGAAUACUAUAUUGGUGGAAGGGAUGACUUCUGAUGGUGUUGUUGGUGGUGGUCCGACGGAUGGCGGUGGACAAAAUGGGAAGAAAACAUACCAGUGGAAGUUUAGGAAUUUUGAAAAUUCUGGAGUUAUUUUGGGGCAUAACGUGAUUAAGGGUGAUUCUGCCGUUAUUGUAUCUAAUAUAAAUGGUAGACCCGCACGUGAGUUUACUUUUAAGUUGACUUCUGCCAACUUGCCGUUGAGGGUGUUUAAAUCAGAUGGGGGAAAACGAGUUGUAUCCUGGAUGGACCCAAAUAUUUCACACAUGUCCAAUAAAAGUGGGCUUGAUGUUUUAAAACGCGAAUCUGAGCAUGACAAAGCCCAAGUGGCUAACCCGAAAGGAAAGGCCCAUUUGGAGGUUUCCUAUCCGAGUGGUGUGGGCGAGAGUGUGCACAGUGAUCAGAGUGAGUUUUUUGGGCAAGAGUCCAAGGUUACCGAUGGAGGUAGCAGCGGCAUCAGUGGUGUCUGAGGCUCCGGUGGGUGCUAUAUUGCCGAUCCUUAGCAACAAGCCUCUUCCCGGUCAAGUUACGGAGCUUCUCGCCUCAAACCCGGUGGUUUCUCAUCCCGAUGGGGAAGGCGAAAGUUUUUCCAAGGUCGAUCUGAGAACCACGGUGGAGCUGCGACAACUUGGGCAUCUUGAAGUUGUGGGCUCAGGGUCGAACUCGGUGAUGUCAACACAGGAAAUCAUGCUUUUGAUUGGUGAUGAUCAUCUUGCUUUUCAUCGUUGUCUUCAUCGUCCUUGGUGGGAAGCUUUGAAUUGUUUUUCUCCCUUGUCCAACUUGGAUAGGGAGGGGGAUCCUUGGUCCAAGGAGGAAAAGGAGGUAGUAUUUACGGAGGCCCAUCCUGAGGUCAACGAGGGGGGUGCUUCCCAAAUAGGUAUGAUGUUUUCGGGUGUUGAGUUUGUAGAUGGGUUGCAAAAUGGUGGGUUGGAGCUUUUGCUUCUUCCAUGGGAGCAAAGUGGAGUUGACACUAGUGUUUCUGGUAGUGGGGGGCAAGAGAGUGGUCCUUUGGAGUGUGUACCGCUGUCUCGGGGGGAUCCUAAGGCAGUUAAGGAUAAGGUGUUGACUAGGGUUGAUGAAGAGGGUGAACAGUUGAAAUACAGUCUACAAUGAUGAGAAGUUUUUGCAAAAUGGUGGUUUUCCUAUUGUAAAACAUGAAUCUCAAUGUGCGGCUUUAUUUCGUUUAUUGGAACAAGAAUGUAUUGAGGUUGUAAAUGAUGGGUGUAUUCGAAGACCUAUUAAAUCUGGUCAGAAAGGUGUUAGAGAAUUUCGGGGGCUAGUAUCCAUAGUAAAUUAUGAUGGGUCCUCUUCUUGUAAUAGAGGUUCGUCAAAUGGUUUGGGGGCUAUUGGUAGUUAUAAAUGACUUUAAGACUCCUUUCUUGGAAUGUUAGGGGUUUGAAUAAUCCCCGGAAGAGGGAGGUUUGUAAGAAUCUCCUUAAGGAAUGGCGGUGCGAUAUAGUCUAUUUUCAGGAAACUAAACUUUCUUUGUUAAAUUCUGUUGUUAUGCGAAGCUUAUGGGGUAGUCCCUUCACUGAUUGGGCUGUCCUAGAUGUGGUUCAAACAUCCGCCCGGGGGGUGGGGGGGGGGUGUUUGCUGCUUUGGGAUAAGCGGGCGGUUGAGAAAAUUGAUGUUUUUGUUGGUCAAUUCUCAGUUAGUGUACUUUUUAGGGGAGUAUUGGAUGGUUGUGAAUGGGUUUGUACUGGUAUUUAUGGUCCAAAUGCAGACCAACAUAGGGCUGCUUUGUGGGAGGAGUUAUCAAGGGUGUGUGUUCGAUGGACCAUGGCUUGGUUAUUAUUUGGAGACUUCAACAUCAUUAGAUAUCCUGGUGAGAGGCUUGGCUGUGACUCUUUCAGCCUAGCCAUGUUUGCUUUUUCGGAUUUUAUAGAGAAUAAUUUCCUAGUGGAUUUACCAUUAGAUGGGGCUUCUUUCACCUGGUUUAGGGAUUCUAAACUAAAGUCUGUGUGCCGUAUUGACAGGACCUUGGUCUUUGCGGAUUGAGAGGACCAUUUUGGAAAUGUGUCUCAAAGGGUGCUUCAUUGUGUUAUUUCUGAUCAUUGUCCGCUUUUGGUGGAAACUAGUGGUGUUGGUAGGGGGUGCUGUGCUUUUAAGAUUGAGAAUAUGUGACCAAAAGUUGAGGGUUUUGUUGAGAAGGUUUAACAAUGGUGGAAUGGUUAUUGCUUUACGGGCUCUCCAAGUUUUGUUCUGCCUCAGAAAUUAAAGGCUCUUAAAGAAGACCUAAAGAAGUGGAAUAAGGAGGAAUUUGGAGAUUUGGCUUUUAAGAAGAAGAGUUCGUUGUUGGAGAUUUGGCUUUUAAGAAGAAGAGUUUGUUGUUUGAAUUAUUGGGUUUGGAUGCUAAGGAUGAAAUACUGGGCCUUCCGCAUGAGGAACAAUCUCGCUAAACACAGGUUAAAGGUGAUAUUGAAGUUUUAGCUUCUUUGGAAGAAACUUUGUGGAGACAAAAGUCCCGUGCUCUGUGUGUGAGGGAGAUAACAACACACGCUUCUUUCAUAGAUUAGCGAAUUCUCAUAGAAGAGCUAAUCAUAUUAGCAGUGUAGAGGUAGAUGGUGUUAUAUAUGAGGAUGAAUCUGUUGUACGUUCUCAGGUGGUCCAAUUUUAUUAGGAGCUUUAUACAGAGAUUGAUACUUGGCGUCUAAUUGUGGAUGGGUUGGAUUUUGCCUAUAUUGGGGAGGAUGAAAGGUUGUCCCUUGAGAGGGAAUUCUCGAGAGAAGAAGUUACCCAGGUUUUGAUAGAGAUGGAGGGGGAUAAAGCCCCUGGUCCGGACGGUUUCACCAUGGCAUUUUUUCACAAAUGUUGGUGGGUUGUGGAGGAUGAUGUUAUGGCUGUAUUUAAGCAGUCUCUAAAUGCUUCUUUUCUCUCUUUAAUUCCCAAGAAAACUAAUGCUGUCAAUAUUAAGGAUUUCCGGUGGGCAAUGUUUACAAGUUGCUGUCUAAGGUGUUGGCAAAUAGGUUGAGGGUGGUGUUAGACAGUCUAAUCUUGGAGUCUCAAAAUUCCUUUGUUGGUGGGAGACAAAUUUUGGACUCAAUGCUUAUUGCAAAUGAGUGCCUAAACAACAGAUCGAAGUGUCAUUCACCGGAUGUAGUUUGUAAGUUGGACAUAGAAAAGGCCUAUGAUCAUGUAAAUUGGGAUGCCUUACUCUAUUUGUUGAAUAUGAUGGGCUUUGGGUUAAAGUGGAGGGGGUGGAUUAAGGCUUGCAUAUCUACUGUUCGCUUCUCUGUUCUUUUGAAUGGAUCCCCAGUAGGUUUUUUUGGAAGUUCUCAUGGUUUGAGACAAGGUGAUCCUUUGUCCCUCUUCUUAUCCUUUUGAUUAUGGAAGUAUUAAGUUGGAUUCUGAAGAAAACUGAGGAUAGUGGUCUGCUUCGUGGUUUUCAUGUGGGACCAAUUAACUCUAUUGGGGUACGCAUAUUACAUUUGUUGUUUGCAGUUGAUACCAUUUUGUUUUGUGAUGCUUCUAGAGAACAAUCGUUGUCCAUUUGGCUGGCUUUGUCUUGCUUCCUAGCUUUUACUGGUUUGAAAGUAAAUGUGGGGAAGAAUGAGAUUGACCCGGUUGGGGAGGUUGGUAAUAUAGGUGCUUUGGCUAACAUUCUCUGUUGUAGGGUGGGUAGCCUGCCUAUGAAAUAUUUGGGAAUGCCGUUGGGUACUCCGUAUAAGACUGCAUCCAUUUGAAAUCCUAUUUUGGAGAAGAUGGAGAGGAAAUUAUUUGGUUGGAAGCAUCUGUAUUUGUCUAAGGGUGGUAGACUUACUCUUUUGAAGAGUAUCCUUUCUAGCCUUCCUACAUACCAUCUAUCCUUAUUUACCAUCCCUAUAGCUGUGGCUAAUAGAUUAGAGUGUAUUCAGAUGAAUUUUUUAUAGGGGUCUUUAGAGGAGUGUUUCAAACAUUCUUUGGUGGCUUGGGAGAAGGUUUGUUCACCAUUAGAGAUGGGUGGUUUGGGGAUUAGGAAGUUAGGUCACUUCAAUCAAGCCCUAUUGGGAAAAUGGUUAUGGAGGUUUGGCCAAGAAGGAACUCAUCUCUGGCAGAGGGUUAUUGCCACCAAAUAUGGAGAGGGUCAAGGGGAAUGGAAUACUAAAGUUUGUAGAAGGGUCCACGGGUGUGGUCUUUGGCGUGGUAUUAAUGAUGGUUGGGAAAGGUUCACCAAACAUUUGGCCCUAGUGGUGGGUGAUGGCUCUUGCAUUCUUUUUUGGCAUGAUAAAUGGUUUAGGGAUACCUCACUAAAAAUGCUCUAUCCUCAGUUAUAUGCAUGUUCAAAUGACAAGGAAGCUUGCAUUUCUGAUAUAUUGUAUCAUCAGGAGGGUGGAAAUGAUAGAUUUUGGAACGUGAGAUUUUAUAGGGAUUUUCAUGAGAGGGAAUUAGAAGCUGCCUUCUCAUUCCUGGAUUUCAUUCAGUCUUGGAUUCCGAGAGGCAUUGGGUGUGAUAGUCCCUAUUGGUGUCUUAAUGGGAAUGGUAAGUUCGAUAUUCGGUCCUUUUACAAUAAGAUCAGGGGUACUUCUCUCUCUAGCUUCCCUUGGAAGAAGGGUAUUUGGAAAGCAAGGUUCCUAAAAGGGUGGCUUUCUUCAUGUGGACUGCAUGGUUGGAUACUUGCCUUGGAUAAUUUGAUGCUUCGAGGUCUCCCUUUGGCGAAUCGGUACUGUAUGUGUUGCUGUACUGAGGAAUCUGUGGACCAUCUUAUUGUCUUGUAGCUCACUCUUUGUGGGUGCAAAUGUUACAAGUUUUCGGGAUCCAAUGGGUCAUGCCAGGUUCAAUGGAGAGUUUGGUGUUUUGUUGGAGUAAUUGGCUGGGGAAAUUUUCUUUGGACAUAUGGUUCCUGACUGUUUGAUGUGAGUUGUUUGGAUGGAAAGAAAUCGGUGCUCAUUUGAGGCUAAAGAGAAAUCGCUUGUUCAGUUACAAGCUCUAUGCCAGAGUACUCUUUUUGAUUGGGCUAGGUGCUGGGGUUCUUCAAAUUGUUCUUCUAUUUUGGAGUUUCUUACUUUCUUACUUCCCUUAGAAUUGUCCCUUAAGUUGUUUUUUAUAUCUUUGUUGUUUUUUGUUGCUGUUUCUUGUGUUCACCAUCAUGAACACCUUGUAUUUGCUGUUUUCGCUUUUUCUUCAUGACUAAUACGAUUCUUAUUACUUAUAAAAAAAAAAAAAAAAAAGGGUAAGAUUUUCUUUCCACCACCUAUGAGAAUAUGAUAGCCUUCAUGAUACAUGUUGUAAAAAUGCUAUAAUUCAUUGUAUUCUUUCUUGCAUAAUUAAGAGUUCUGUUUUUAGUUCCAAUUAGGGUGGCAAACAUUUAAAACAAGCUCAUUAACCCACCCUAGCCGUCUCAAUAUAGGGGAGUAAUAACCAACCCAUUUAGAUACUGGGUUUAAUGGUUACAACCCCAUUUAUUACCCAUUUAAAGUAUGUAUUAAAUGGGUACCCGUUGGUUAUCCAUCUGAAGUACUAUACAGUUGACAUUUAAUGGCUGCCCAAUUUCAAGCUUAAUCAUUGUGGUGGAGCAGACUAGGGAUUGCUGUUUUGGCUUGGCCCAUGGGUACCUGCUCUGCCUAGUUGCAGAUUUAGGGGUCAAAGCAUCUUCCAUGGGGUGGGAGCAGGUUUUCCAUUUUCCACCUACAAUGGUUUG